Molecule: messenger RNA, 1640 nt
Organism: Nymphaea colorata (pocket water lily)
Lineage: Eukaryota; Viridiplantae; Streptophyta; Magnoliopsida; Nymphaeales; Nymphaeaceae
Product: probable BOI-related E3 ubiquitin-protein ligase 3
Exons: 3
Coding region: 594-1514 (306 amino acids)
Biological process (GO): regulation of programmed cell death
Molecular function (GO): ubiquitin-protein transferase activity
Source: RefSeq, a predicted model, not a curated record
UCCCAGCCCGACCGGCUCUUCAAACACGACACGCCCGCACCCACCCACGCCCAUGGGCUCAGCUUUUCCGAGCCCACGAGGCCGGCAACCACCAGGUGAAUAGGGACUGGGCCGGGCCAGCAGAACCAGUGACCGAACCUACAUGGACGAAGGUUCCCAACUUGACUCGGCUCAGUUAAGCCGGACUGGGUUAGGUCGGGGGCCUUGGCACUAUAGGGGGUCCACUCCUCCGCCUCCUCGUGCUGGGGGAGGUGGAGAGCGAAUCGGUCUCAAAUGGUAAGUGACGUGAACGAUGACAGUUUGGAUAUUCAAUUUCAUCUUCUUCUUAUACCUUAUAUCUUCCUCCGUUGUCCGAGCGGCUGCCUUUACUUUCACCUCAUCUCUCUCUCUCUCUCUCUCUUCUCAUACCAACUGCUCACCUUCUGGUAUAAAACUUGUAAGCCAACCAACUAUGGCCAAUCUUCUUCCCCUUCCCCACCACCCAAGCCCCUAAAUAUCUUCAUCCCACCUUCUUCCAUUUCCUCUCCCUCCCUCUUUCCCUCUCACUCCCUCUCUCUCUUUACUUUUGUAGUUAGGAGGUUCUGAGAAGCAAGAUGUUUUGUGAGAACGCCGGCAACUGGAACCUGAGUUUUGGGAUCCCAAUCUCCCUGGCAGAUGCGCUGCAGAACUUCCCCGCCGCAACCGCCAACGUUUACCCGUUCACUGAUUCCGAUUUCGUUCCCCCGUUGAGCACGGCCGUCAUCAGCGGGCCGCAGAGUAGCCUCACCGGCACCACCAACAACCACCUCACGAGUUAUUCGAGGAAGCGCGGCAGAGAGUGCUCGUACUCAUACCCUCCCGCCUGCCGGAUUCCGGCGACGCCCAACUUGGUGACCGGAGAAGUACUCUCCUUCUUGGGCGAGGAUGUCGCCCCGCAGAUUCGGCAGCAGCAGCAAGAGCUCGACCGAUUCAUUGCGCUUCAGAUCGAGAAUGUGAAGCUAGAACUCGAAGAGAAGCGGAAGAAGCACUCGAGGCGGCUGAUGGCGGUGUUGGGGGAAGCCAUAGCGAAGAAGCUGCAGCAGAAGGAGGCGGAGAUAGAAAGCAUGGGGAAGAUCAACUGCGCGCUGGAGGAGAAGGUGAGGGCGCUGUGCGUCGAGAACCAGAUAUGGCAGAACCUGGCGAGGAGCACGGAGGCGACGGCGAACGCCCUGAAGGGCAACCUGGAGCAGGCGCUGGCGCGGGUCAGCGAGGGGCGGGGCGACAGCGAGGAGGACGCCGGGGCCGCGGAGUCGUGCUGCUGCGACGGCGCCGAAGGGGGGAAGAGGCGGAAGGAGGCCGGGCGGGAAGAGGAAGGAGAGAGUCGGAGGGAGAAGGGAUGCUGGUCGGCGUGCAGGCGGUGCGGGGAGGGGGCGCCGACGGUGCUGCUGCUGCCGUGCCGGCACCUCUGCCUCUGCGGCGCCUGCUCCCCGGCGGUCGACGCGUGCCCUAUCUGUAAAUGCACCAAGAGCGCCACUGUACAGGUCUACUUGUCAUGAGCUACCCAUGUCGAUGUUGAUGUUCCCCUUCAACCACAUGCAUGGAUGGUAUUAUGGAAUGAAUGAUACUGUAGAAAAAUCAUAGUAAACCAAAAAAGUAUACAUAUUCCUUUCAUUCAUUUUAAA